This is a messenger RNA of Solanum pennellii, 5660 nucleotides long. Its product is annotated as protein HUA2-LIKE 2-like. Gene Ontology annotation, molecular function: transcription coregulator activity; double-stranded DNA binding; glutathione peroxidase activity. Lineage: Eukaryota; Viridiplantae; Streptophyta; Magnoliopsida; Solanales; Solanaceae. Bases 357 to 5378 code for a protein of 1673 amino acids. The record is from RefSeq and is a predicted model, not a curated record. Gene Ontology annotation, cellular component: nucleus. Gene Ontology annotation, biological process: response to oxidative stress; regulation of transcription by RNA polymerase II. The transcript has 18 exons.
CAUAUCUGUUUCUUUUUUACUUUUUUUUUUCUCUCAUUUUGUGAACGGCCUUUCGCCAUAAAACUCUCUACCCCUUUCUUUUCUCUGUUAACAUUUUAGGGUUAGGGUUUUAAAACACACCGCUAUUUUUACUCUUUUUUCCUUCUUUGAAUUGGGUUUUGGGUUUUGUUCAAUUUGUGAUUUUUCUGGGUUUUUUUUUGGGUGUGUUGACCUAUCAAUGCCUCAGAAUCAACAUAUCAAAUUGUGUGGACAAGUGAGAGGUUUUGGUUUCUUUACGUUUAGGAAUCCUUUGAAAGUUUGUUCCUUUGUGCUAUUUGUAGAGCGUGCAUAGCUGCUUUGAUUAGUUCUAAGCUUCUAUGGCGCCCAGUCGAAGAAAAGGUACAAGUAAAGCGGCGGCGGCUGCUGCAGCUUGUCGUCAGUGGAAAGUCGGUGAUCUUGUGCUUGCUAAGGUUAAAGGGUUUCCAGCUUGGCCUGCAACGGUGAGCGAGCCAGAGAAGUGGGGUUAUUCCAGAGACCGGAAGAAAGUGUUAGUUUACUUUUUUGGGACCCAACAAAUAGCCUUCUGCAAUCCUGUGGAUGUCGAAGCAUUUACUGAGGAUAAGAAACAGUCUCUUUUUGUUAAGCGUCGUGGAAAAGGUGCUGAUUUUAUUCGUGCUGUGCAUGAAAUUAUUGAUUGCUUUGAGAAGUUGAAAACGGAGCAACCAGUCAAUGGUAGUUCUACCGAUGAAGUUACUGUUAGGAGUGACAAUGUGGCUGUUGAAUUGACUAGAACACAUUUGGAGGGUGAAGCUCUCAACACACUUGAAUCUUCAUCAAAAAUGAACCAUGGAGGUGAAAGUGAACCAGACUUUGAAAAUGAGGCUGGUGCAGUUGCUGCAAAAGACGACAUGUCCCAUGAUGGGGAAAUGCUGUCAGUUGAUCCUACAGGUGUGGAGGUUAUGGACGGGCCAGCUACAAAGACUUAUUCUACCCGAAGGAAAAUUGUAGGCGGAAGGUCAAGAAAUGGUGCUGUGGAUAGAAGGGUUCCAUCUGCACGCAGGUUGAGAAGUUCAUUGAGAGCCGAUCCGGAAGUACUUCAAAAACGUUUGUUUCCCUCUGGCCCUCUCACCAUGAAUGCCGGAUAUGGUGCUAAUACUGUAAGGGAUCGAUAUAUGAGAAGGAAUAAAAUGGAUGGUAAACUAUCAGAUGGUUUAGAUAGGAACAAUAUGGAACAAUCUGAUUUUGUCUCUAAUGGCAGCACAGAAGAGAGUGAUUCGGAAAUUGCUACUGUUGACUCUUGCAGUGUUAGCUUAAAUGAAGGAAGCAGUGUGGAAUCUGGUUGUAAACCUGUAUAUAAGUGUGCUGUUCAAGGUGUAUCGGAGGUUGAGUUGAGCCAUAGGCUCGAGUUCCAAAGUAGUGCAGUAAUACUCAAGAAGAAACGGAAGCCAAAUAGAAAGAGGCUGCACAUUGAUUUAUCCGAGUCCUCUGCUGGGUUAGACAAAGAUGCAGCUCCGGAGAUACUGACUGCUAGAACUACAGAUGUUUUGCCAGGCGACCCUGUAAAAUCUGAUGAAAAUAAUUCCAAGGAAUUGAAGGAAGAUGGUGAUGAGCACUUACCACUGGUCAAGAGAGCCAGGGUGCGUAUGGGUAGAUCAGCACCUGAAGGGGAGGUGCUAGAUAAUGAGGUUCUGAAUGAUGCAAAAUCACCAGGAGAUUCUGACAAGUCUUUGGAACAGGUACCCGAGGGAGAUGGAUCUUGCCUUCAGAACUCUACUUGUAUUAAAAGUGACGCAUAUGACUCAUCUCCAUCAAAGAAAUGUUCUUCCAAAAGACCCUCUUUUUGGGAAAUCCGUAAACAGUUUGGUGGUUCACUGGAUGGUGAAUCUGCUUUACCUCCAUCCAAACGGCUUCAUCGUGCCUUGGAGGCUAUGUCAGCUUAUGCUGCAGAUGAUGACAAACAAGAUGUGGAUGGGCUUUGUAAAAUGAAGACAUCUAUCAACGGGUAUUGCUCAAGCUCCAAGGAGGUUUGCUCUGAACUGUCUGGAGGUAUUAAAGUUGAGAAAAACUCUGAUGCGGAUAGAAUAAGAAGUCCAGCUAAUUCUGUGCAGGAAGAUGCUGCUAUUGUGGCCAGUGCUAAAGCGUUAGUAGCUCAGGAAGGCUUGCAACAUUUAUCAGAUGUGCCAGCUCUUACUACACCUUUAGCUUGUGAUGAUAGCUCAGCAAAGGUGUCCUAUGAAGAUAAAUGUGAUGUUUCAGAUGCUGUUAUUCAGACCCCUCAAAAAGUAGAGUCUUCAAAUGACUGCCCUUCUAGCACUUUUGUUGCACAUUCUGCUAAUGCCGAGUCUGAUGAUGGUGAGUUGCAGGGUACCUUUAAAUGUAAAUGUCCCUCACCAGAGCUAAUCAUGACAUCUGAUGAAAAUUGUGAAAACGAAGCUGCAGAGUCCGCAAAACAUUUUGAAGAUCCAAUUUCUGAAGUUUCUGGGAGAUCUGCUGACUGUGGAUCUAAUGAUGAGAUAAUUAUGAGUUCACCAGAAAAAAGUGAUAUGAUGAGGUUGGCUAGUGCAGAGGCUGAAUGUGGUAAAAAUAACAACCUGUGCCAGGUGUCAUUAGAUGUGAGCAUUCAAGACAAAGACAAGUCACUUAAAUUGAAAGAAGCUGGAUUAGAAUCAAAGAAUAUAAGUGUGACUUCAUCUUCAAGCCCUGAAAAAGUUGUGGAUGUGUCACUCAAGGAGUUGCAUGUGUCUGGUUUGAGCUCUGUAUCUGAUGAUCAGUUUGGCGAUAAAGCUGUCUCAACCACCCUUUCAUCAUCCUCUCACGACUCCUUUGUUAGGAUAUCUACACCAAAUACUUUAACUUGCAACAUGUCUACUGUAGAUAGUAGCAGGCAUGUAAGUAUUGGAAGCUCUAGUCCUUUGCCUCAUCAGCUACAUGACAAACAAAGGACCAGUGGGAAACUGAGCAGCAGAGGAGAAGCUAAUGGUGCUUUGGGUUCCUUUGAGGCCGCUCUUGGCAUACUGACAAGGACAAAAGAAAGUAUUGGGCGGGCCACACGUGUUGCGUUAGACUGUGCUAAACUCGGUGUUGCUUCCGAGGUUGUGGAGAUCAUUGCUCAGAAGUUGGAAAACGAGUCGAGCUUACGUAGAAGGGUGGAUCUUUUUUUUCUUGUUGAUUCUAUUGCACAGUUUUCUAGAGGACUGAAAGGUCACAUUGGCGGCAUAUAUCCUUCUGCAAUUCAGGGAGUAUUGCCUCGUCUCAUAUCAGCAGCUGCUCCUCCUGGCAGUAGUUCUCAGGAAAAUCGAAGGCAAUGUUUGAAAGUUUUGAGGGUUUGGCAGGAAAGGAAGAUUAUUCCCGAGUCAGCUAUUCGACCCUACAUACGAGAACUUGAGUCCUUUUGUGGUUCAUCAUUAGGUCGUGGAUUCUCUCGACGUCCCAUGAGGACCGAAAGAGCUUUUGAUGAUCCAAUUAGAGAAAUGGAGGGCAUGCUGGUUGAUGAAUAUGGAAGCAAUUCGAGUUUUCAACUUCCUGGCUUUCGUAUGCCUGCAAUGCUCAAGGAUGAAGAAGUAAGUGAUUCUGAUGGUGAGAGUUUUGAGGCUGUCACUCCCGAACACCCUGCUGGGAAGCCCAAUGGAGAAGAGGCUAUCCUGGUUAUUGAGAAGCACAAACGUAUCCUGGAAGAUGUUGAUGGUGAACUUGAAAUGGAAGAUGUGUCCCCCGUGUGUGAAGGUGAAAAUGCUUCCAUCAGUCACAGCAUUGGAACAGAUUCUGGUCAAAUUUCACGUCCUAAUUUUGGAGCCUCCUUCCAUCCCCCACUUCCGAAGGAUGGCCCCCCUUCAUCUCCUCCUUUGCCAUCAUCCCCCCCUCCCCCUCCCCCUCCACCACCUCUGCCCUCAGUCAUGCCGGCGCCAUCUUCUUUUCCACCUCCAUCUUCUAUAUUGAAUCUCGCCCCCAGUAUAGUUCAGUCAAAGUGUUCAAUGGGUUCCCAGAAUAUCAAAGACAACUUGCAGGAAACCAUUUUUCAGCGGUGUUCAGUUGCACAUGUCCAUCUGGCAGUCUCAGAUGCUAUUCAUUGUCAGACCUCUGACAGCAGAGAGAUUCAUGGUGAGGGACCAUUGAAGGUGCUGGAUUCUUCUAGUUCACGUCCUUCCGGUACUGGAGCUGUGUCUCAUCCACCAUUCGGCUUGUCUAAUGUGGUGCACCCACCUGAUGGGGCUUCUGCCAAGGGCUUCCAUUUGCGGCCACCUCACCCCGCUCCUUCAAAUCAGUUCUCUUAUGUUCAAGCUGAUCAGCGGAGGGAUAUAUCAACUCCUUAUUCCAAUGUACUACAUAUGCAGAAUGGAGAUAAUAGAAGUUUUUCCAGAGAUCUUAAUGGAAUUAAGUCAGCGCGACGUGAAAUUGGAGAGAGCUGGAUGACACAAUCGCAUUAUUCUGGUCCAUGCUUUCCAGAUGGCUCUAGAGGUCACUUUGCUGGUGGAUCAUAUCCUGUUCCACAUGAACCACCUUUACCAAGCCACAAGUGGGGUUUCCCUCCUCGGGGUAUGAAUAGGAGGGAAAUCUUUACUCACAGACCACCGCCUGAACACUCAAUUCCAGUGACAUCUAGAGGUGAGAUCUUUUAUUUAUCUGGAAACCACAUGUCCUGUUCCCCUAUUUCCAAUGUCCUGGCUUUUGGAGACCAAGAUAAGAUGACGACGCAAGAGUGGAAGCUACAGCUGCUGGUAGUGCGGCUUGUUUAUACUAAUCUGAGAGUAAUUUGUGGGCAGAGGUGUGCACUGAAGGAGAGAACAGCGACGCAGUUCAUGCCAAAAGCUGUUACCUUUGGAAUCCCUCUCCCUUGUCUUGUUAAACCCAAUUCUGAGGUAGACUUUUAUAUUGGUCUUAAUACAAAAAUGGGAGCUUCCAAUUCAGUUCCACAGAAAUCAAUCCAUGAAUUUACUGUAAAGGACAGCAAAGGGAAAAAUGUAGACCUAAGCAUCUAUAAGGGAAAAGUGCUUCUUGUUGUUAAUGUUGCCUCUAAAUGUGGGUUCACAAGCACAAAUUAUACCCAAUUGACUCAACUCUACAACGAAUACAAGGAUAAAGGUUUUGAAGUCUUGGCCUUUCCCUGCAACCAAUUUUUGAAGCAAGAACCUGGUACAAGUGAGCAAGCUCAAGAAUUUGCUUGCACAAGAUUUAGCGCAGAAUAUCCCAUUUUCCAAAAGGUGCGAGUUAAUGGUCCGAAUGAGGCACCAGUCUACACAUUCCUUAAAGCAAGCAAAGGUGGUUUUCUCAGUAGAAGUAUCAAAUGGAAUUUCACCAAGUUUUUGGUUGAUAAGGAAGGAAAAGUUAUCCGGCGCUAUGGCUUAACUACUCCACCUUUAUCAAUCAAGGGAGAUAUCGAGAAGGCAUUGGGGGAGAAUUGAGAAGAUUGUAUCUUAGUAAAGAGGACAGUAGACGAAGCUUUAUGACAAAAUUGUAUUUGCUAAUAGUUGGUGUGCUCUUUAAGUUUAAACUCGUUCCUCUUUGUGACUUUGUUUGAAUGAUUUAUGUGCUAAUAUUAUAUGUAUAUUCUGUAUUUUAGCAGUGUCAAAAAUAAAUCGAACUAUACCAUCCGUCCAAAAUUUUAAGGAUUGGGUUCAAGAUAACGUAAAGUGAGUUCAAUUUCAACUCAUUCGAGCCUUAACCUAUUUUAAGAAAACUUUCAA